AUGUCGCAGCGGCGCAUGACGCUGGCGUCGAUUGACACCAACAAGGGUGCGGUGCCGCCGCGCACGUCGAAGGGAUCUAUGCCGCCGCCGCCUGCUGGGAGUGUUCGUGGCAGCCGGCCGUCUCUGGCGCUGCGCCGCUCGAGCGUGGCGCUGGGUGGGGGUGACGUGCGGUCGCGGAUGAGUUUGGCGCCAGGGCAGCGGCGUUCGGUCGGGAUGGGCCGCGUAUCGCUGGCGCCGGGUGCUGUGCCGCCGCUGUCGAUGCCGGUGCUGAAGGAUAGUCGACUGCGCAGCAAGAAUGCGCGCUCGGCGAUGGAGGCGAACCUGACGCAGUUCCUGGAGGAGACGGGCUUUACGAUGGCGGGGUGGUCCUCCAAAUUUGUGCAUGAGCCGACGCAGUCGGCGUUCGUCCACAUGUUCAAGCAUAUUUACCAGGUGUGCGUGGACCCUGACUACCAGAUGGGGGCGGAUGGCAAAAAGUUUGAGGAGGAAGUGAUGCUGCUUAUGAAGGAGAUUCGGUACCCGUUUGUGGACGACCUGACGAAGACGAAGCUCACUGCGGCGGGCAGCCAGCAGAACUGGCCGGCGUGCCUUGCGCUACUGGACUGGAUUGUGCACCUUGGCGUGGCUGUGGGGCCCUCGCGCAGUGGUCCGAUGGGGCGGGACGAUGAAAAUGAGCUGCAUGCGCUGUUUUUCCCGUACUUGUGGAAGUGCUACGAAAAGUUUUGGGAGAAUUAUGACACGUACCCUGAUGAGCUCGCGGAUCUGGCGCGCAGCUUUGAGCACAAGAACGAGGCGCUCGCGGCGUCCGUCCAGGCCCUCGAGGCGGAGAAGGACGAGAUGGAGGCUGAGUUGCGAGCGCUGACCGACAAGCCGUCGCCGCUGGAGCGCGAAGAGCACGAGAACCAAGUGCUGCAAGGCGAUCUCGCCAAGUUUGUCAAGUACCACCACGAGGUGCUCGUGCCGAAGCUGGACAAGAGCCGACGCACGAUCCAGCGGCUGCACGCUGCAUGGGACGAGUAUUCGUCCGAGCUGCGGGACAAGCAGCAGGAACGUGAGCGCCGCCAGAAGCUUGUCGACACGCAGGACGUGUCGUCGGAGGAGUUUGAGCGGCUCGUAUCGGAGCGCGAGUGGCUUGCGCGGCAGCUGGAGGAGCUCCGUGUCCAGAACCGCGAGGCGAUGGAGCAGUGCUGGAGCCUGGAAAUGGCGCUGAGCAAGCGCCAAGCGGAUGUGGAGAAGCGGCUCCAGGUCUUUCACACUGGGCAGCAGCGCAUCCACCUGCUGCCUCUGUCGCUGCCGAACGGCGUGGAGCUGUCGGAGCUGGAGCUUGUGCCGGCGCACCCGACGACGAUGCUGGCGCCGGGUGUGACGAUGGAGGCGGUGCGAGCCAAGAUCGAGACGAUGCGCGCUGCGGAGGUCGACUCGUUCCGGCGGCUCUCGGACGAGCGUGUGGCCCUCCAGGAGGCCGUCGACGAGCUUCUUGAGCGUCUGGAACGCACGCGGCGCAGCACACGGAGCCUGGAGAUGCGCCACGAGUCGCUGCGCGAGCAGAUUGACGAGAUGGGGCGCAUUUCGAGUGCGGAAGAGGACGAGUCAGGCGCCGAGUACAUGCGGCAGGAGCAUCUCGUCAACAGCAUGGAGCAUGCGAGCUCGAUGGCCCUGCAGCAGGCCGACACGCGGGUCAAGGCCCUGCAGCUGCAGCUGCAAGAGGCGCUCGAGUCGACGGCCGACGAGCGCGCUGCGAUGCACGAGGAGAUCUGCCGCGCGCUGCACACCCUCCUCGAUCUCAAGGUGCGCGUCGGCAAGGGCCUCGAUGCCGUCACCUCGGCGGUGCACGGGGUCAUGCGGGCCUAG
Messenger RNA from Malassezia restricta, 1851 nucleotides. Its product is annotated as kinetochore protein NDC80. The transcript has a single exon. NCBI's taxonomy places the organism in Eukaryota, Fungi, Basidiomycota, Malasseziomycetes, Malasseziales, Malasseziaceae. Gene Ontology annotation, biological process: attachment of mitotic spindle microtubules to kinetochore. The record is from RefSeq and is a predicted model, not a curated record. Bases 1 to 1851 code for a protein of 616 amino acids. Gene Ontology annotation, cellular component: Ndc80 complex.